Messenger RNA from Diuraphis noxia (Russian wheat aphid), 2478 nucleotides. RefSeq names its product tetratricopeptide repeat protein 8 (gene BBS8). NCBI's taxonomy places the organism in Eukaryota, Metazoa, Arthropoda, Insecta, Hemiptera, Aphididae. Gene Ontology annotation, biological process: non-motile cilium assembly. Gene Ontology annotation, cellular component: ciliary basal body; BBSome; non-motile cilium. The record is from RefSeq and is a predicted model, not a curated record. Gene Ontology annotation, molecular function: protein binding.
CGGCGGUGUUAUUAUUAUUAUUAUUAUUAUUAUUAUUAUUAUUAUUAUCGGCUUAUCAAUGUUGUUGUGGCUGUACAAUCUUCAGUGCGCGCGUUGUCAGUUUGUCACUCGUCAAUCAGUCAGUGGUCAGUGUAGUUAUUAUUAUAGUUUCGAUAAUCGCUAUAUUAUUAUAUUGUUGACUGUUGUGACGUUAGGACGUGUCGAGCGGCUACGGUUCUGCGAAAAGUUUCGUGGCGAAAUUACACUGUAUCCAGUAUCCGCUAACGUCACCAAUUGUACUCGCCACCACUCACGAGAGAUAAUAAAAUAAAAAAUAAAUAUCCUGAUUAUCUAUGACGAAAACACACAAAUCGCAAUUUAGCGGAAAACAAAAUUAAAUUAAACAUAAAAAAAAUUGUAUUGAAUCAAAUGAAAAUGAAAAAACCARUAACGAUUAAUGAGAUUAAAAUAAUGAAUACUAUUUAAGUAUUCGAUUUUUAAUGUGAAUGAUCGAUCGCCAUUUUGAACUUUAAAAUACUGUUAUCUCCGUUAUCAUUCCGUGUGAUACGAAAGUCUAUAAUCACAGAAUAAUUUAUCUUACCCACAGAAUUGACAGAAUCAUGAUAUGGRUCAUCUGUGAUCGUACUGUUUUAUUCCGUCAUUUCCGUGCCUCUAUGAUGUAAAAUUAUAAAUUAUAAUAAUAUAAUGUAUUACACGAUUCAACUACAUAUUUGAAAUAUCUUAAAUCGUGAUGUAUAAUUCAACUAUUCAAUGUGAAUCCACCUUCAUUUAUUUUUCAAGCAACCUAACGUGAAUCGUUAUUAGUCGAUCUUAAGAUAAAUAUCAAGAUUGUGUUGUACCAUUUAUGCUUUUUGUUCGAUACUUCAUCAAUAAAACGGACUAAAAAUUAAAAAUUUUCAAGAUACAACCUUCUGGCUGGGCACUCAAAACGAUUGAUAAUUAUUCYUGAUGAUGGAGGACACUAAAGUGAUUUCCUCACUAGAUACUUUCUACUCUGCAUGCAUGGAUUUAAGAAAACACAACUACGACAAAUGCAUUGAGAGCUGUACAAUAAUCUUAUCGAAAAAUCCUUAUGAUCAGGCUGCAUGGGCUCUAAAAAUGCGUGCAUUAACCGAACAACUGUCUAUUGAUGAUAUUGAAGCAGAAGAAGAAGGCAUUGCUGAUUCUUAUUUUAACUCUGAUGCUAUAGCUGAAAAUGCUAGAGUAGGUACAUCAUUAAGAACAGCUCAAGACACUAGUAAUCAAAGGCCUCGAACAGUUGGCGGUAGGCCCUUAAGUGGUAUAAUUCGUCCAUCAACUUCAUCUGCUGGAGGCAAUAAUUUACAAAUGGCUUUAAAAACACCACGCACUACCGGUUCCUCAAGACCUUUAACAUCUCAAUCAGCUAGAAAUAUACGCCUUGGUACUGCAUCAAUGGUCUCCCAAAUUGAUGGUCCUUUUAUUAAUAUAUCCCGUUUAAAUUUUCCUAAAUAUGCAUCUGAUAAACAACUUUCAAAGUUGUUGUUCAACUACAUAUAUUAUCAACAAAACGACAUUAGAAAUGCAUUAGACUUUGCAGUGGAAGCAACUAAAUGUUGCAGAUUUGAGGACCCUUGGUGGAAAGUGCAGUUAGGAAAAUGUUACGUAAUGUUAGGAUUACUUCGAGACGGGGAAGCUCAGUUUAGAUCUGCUUUACAACAUGGACCUAAUAUUGAAGUGUUUUUACGUCUUUCACGAUUAUUCAUUCGCCUUGACCAGCCUUUAAGUUCAUUAGACAUAUGCCAAGAAGCCAUGUCUUGGUUUCCACAUGAAGUUACAUUACUCAUUGAAAUGGCUAGAAUAUUUGAAGGUCUAAAUAAUAUACCAAUGUCAGUUAAAUACUAUAGAGACAUACUUGAAUUAGAUGCAACAGAUAUGGAGUCAAUUGCAUGUAUUGGAUUGCAUCAUUUUUAUUCUGAUCAGCCCGAAGUAGCCUUAAGAUAUUAUAGGAGACUGCUACAAAUGGGCUUAUACAAUGCUGAGCUUUUUAAUAAUCUAGGACUGUGUUCAUUCUAUGCCCAGCAGUUUGAUGUAGUUACAGCAUGUUUUGAAAACGCAUUAAGAUUGGCAUUGGAUGAUAACGCAGCUGAUGUUUGGUACAAUAUCAGUCAUGUGGCAAUUGGUUUUGGAGAUUUGGAUAUAGCUGAGCACAGUUUGCAUUUAACAUUGUCUUUGAAUAGUUCUCAUGGUGCAGCUCUAAAUAACUUGGCUGUAUUACUGUGGCGUAAAAACCAUAUGUCCCGGGCAGAAUCUUUGUUGAACUCUGCAAUAGCAGCUGAAGAUCACCUUUAUGAACCACAUUAUAACAGAGCUUUACUAGCUCAAGAAGAGGGUGAUCACCAAACAAGUUAUGCUAUGGUAAAGAAGUCACUAUCAAUUUAUCCUAAUCAUUACAAUUCUAGAGAUAUUUUAAACGAAUUAAAAAAAUAUUUUUCUAGUCUUUAAAAAUUAUUAGUUUAG